Messenger RNA from Spinacia oleracea (spinach), 1530 nucleotides. RefSeq lists its product as uncharacterized. NCBI's taxonomy places the organism in Eukaryota, Viridiplantae, Streptophyta, Magnoliopsida, Caryophyllales, Amaranthaceae. Gene Ontology annotation, molecular function: protein binding. The transcript is spliced from 12 exons. The coding region runs from base 162 to 1388 and encodes 408 amino acids. The record is from RefSeq and is a predicted model, not a curated record.
AUUUUGGGAAUAGUAGGAAACAUAGAGGAGAGUUGUUUGGUAAAGGUAGGAAGCAACAGCGUUGCGGAAAGCGUAGAGGCGGAGGCGAGUGAUGAUCGAGGUUUGUAUAAAAACCCAGAAUUGAUCAGAUCUCCAAUACUCUGGUUAAUCGGUCACUGACAAUGUCGGGCGUAUCGUUGAAGUGCGGAGACUGCGGAACUCUUCUCAAAUCCGUUGAAGAAGCUCAAGAACAUGCCGAGCUCACCUCUCACUCCAAUUUCUCCGAAUCCACUGAACCUGUUCUCAAUCUCGUCUGUUCUUCUUGUGGCAAACCAUGCCGUUCCAAAACUGAGAGCGAUUUGCAUACCAAAAGAACAGGCCACACUGAAUUUACGGAUAAGACUUCUGAAGUCACCAAACCUAUUAAUUUAGAAUCACCUCAUUCUUCCAAUUCUGCUCCUAUGGAUGUUGAUGCUCAACCUGAAGAAAUGGUUGUCCCCGAGGUUGAUCAAACUCUGGUUCAGGAACUUGAAGGAAUGGGAUUCUCCACAGCACGGGCUACCCGAGCACUUCAUUGCUCAGGUAACUCCAGUCUUGAGAGUGCUGUCAACUGGAUUGUUGAACAUGAGAAUGAUGCUGACAUAGAUCAGAUGCCCAUGGUUCCUGCUAGUUGUAAAAACGAGCCUCCUAAACCCUCCCUUACCGAAGAAGAGAAGAAGGCCAAGUUUCUGGAGCUAAGAGAGCGGGCACGCAAGAAGAAGGAAGAGGAAGAAAGGAGGACGGAAAGAGAGAAAGAAAAGGAAAGGAUUCGAAUUGGAAAGGAACUUCUUGAGGCAAAGCGCAUUGAAGAAGAUAAUGAGAGAAAGCGUUUGAUAGCCUUCAGGAAGGCAGAGAAAGAUGAAGAGAAGAGAGCCUUGGAAAAAAUUCGAAAGAGACUGGAAGAAGACAAGGCUGAAAGAAGACGCAAACUUGGGUUGCCUCCAGAAGAUCCUGCUGCUGCAAAACCUUCUGAACCCGCUGUUGAGGAGAAAAAGAGUGUUUUGCCUAUUAAGCCUGUUACAAAAGCAGAGCAAAUGAGAGAAUGCCUCCGGUCUUUAAAAAAGAAUCAUAAGGACGAGGAUGCCAGGGUAAAGAAAGCAUUCCAAACACUUUUUACCUAUGCAGGCAAUGUGGUGAAGAAUCCGGAUGAGGAGAAAUUCAGGAAAAUUAGACUUAGUAACCAGGCUUUUCAGGAUAGAGUUGGUGGAUUGAAAGGAGGCAUUGAAUUUCUUGAGCUGUGUGGAUUUGGGAAGACUGAAGAUGGCGAAUUUUUGUUUAUUCCCAGGGAAAAGGUUGAUAUAGCUGUUCUGAAUUCAGCUGGUAAAGAACUGCAAUCUGCCAUUGAGAAUCCUCACUUUGGUGUUCUUUGAACAUUUCCUCACCACCUUUUUUCUAGUUUUAUUCAAAGGGCUUUGUAUACGAGUUUGAGUGGAAAGGAGUGACAUUUUGCUCUCUUUUAUAUGUUAUGACUUGAUUCUAUUUAUCUCUGAAAUUUUUAUAUCUUUUGCAACA